ACGCCAUGCGCCAGUCACUCAAACGCCGGCGGCGCACGCGCAUGUGGCAACGUCAUCAUGCUACAAUAGUGAUUUUGUGAAUUAGUGUUGUAUACCUGUGUUGUUUUGCAUGAAAAAUAUGUGAUGUGUGUGCAAUGUGCAUAACCGAAACAUAGGAUCAUUUUUGGAUUUCAUUACCGCGAUGCGCGUGCGGCGCGGCGCGGUGCGAUGAGCGCGGCGCUGGUGGUGCUCGCGCUCGUGGUCGGUGCGCGCGCGCAGCUUCGCCCCGCCGACGCGCCGCCGCCCGUCAACGAUACCAGGUGCGGCGCGGAGUGCGUGCGGUGCGCGGCGGACGGGUGUGUGAAGUGCGCACGGCUGCUGGUGUACCCCGGCGGUGACUGCGUGGACCGCUGCCCCGCGGGCACGCAGGAGUCCUGGGCGCACGAUGACCAUCUCAUGGGCAGAGUGUGCUAUCCCGCACAUAGCUAUAAUGAGGUACUAAUAGGUGGCGCGUGCGGAGCGGCUUUCUGCAUCGCGUUGGUGGCCGCCAUUGCUGCGUACGCGCGGUGUCGCGGCAGCGCUCGUGCGCAGUCGCAGCGACUGCCGCAACCGCAUAACGACGACGACGGACAGCUCAGGGAGUUUCAUAAGCAGCUGGACUAUUUGCGGCCCCACGCGUACACGCUGCUGGCGAUACUGAACCACACGCGGCACCAGGUCCGGGAGCUGUACCAGUUGGGGAACAACGACGCCGCCAUGGCAUACAGUUGUGUACUCAGCGAUUUAGCCAAGCUGCUGAUUCUGCUGAACAAGCAACAGGUACCCGUGGUGCCAGAGGAGUGGCCGCGACUAGCCAGUUGGGCUGAAAGAAUAUUAAAACGCUACAGUCGACUGAGCGUGAGUCAGGAGCCCCAAAGUCAGUUAGGUGCGUUCCUGCCCCCUCCGCCGAGCGGCAGUUCCGACUCGUCGACGACGCAGCAGUCGUUUACGACAUUCAAACCUCCUUCGUACUCUCCGACGUCGUACGAGAGUCACACCCUAUCCAAAGACGAGAGCCCGUUGGAGUGGAAGGACGCGGGAAGGCCACCCAGCUACUCUCAGAUAGAGAGCGAGACCAUCGUUCUCUCAGACCCCUGGGAGAGAAGACCGAUAGUGAGACGAGAGAGCGUAUGGCUGGAAGACGAACUUUUCGAAAUGACGAGGCGGCCACAAGACGAGUUGACCACUGAACUUUAGCACUUAAGCUCUAUUGUAGUCACAUUUUUAUUACGUUGAACAAUCAAGAAAUGCGUAAGUAAUUUUUUUCCAAAGUUUAAGCGGUUUUUUUUUAUAUAUUUUCAAAUCAAUAGCACACGCUGAAGCUAACUAGGUAGGCACCUCGUUUUAAACAAACUCUUUGAUAGAACUCAUAGAAGAUAUUGUCUAGUUAACUUCUGCGUGACAAUUUAUGCACCUUAAUAAUUAAGUAAGUAUUAAUAAAUACAUUGAUACAAUAUAUAAGU
Aricia agestis (brown argus) is the source of this 1481-nucleotide messenger RNA. RefSeq lists its product as uncharacterized. The transcript has 7 exons. The record is from RefSeq and is a predicted model, not a curated record. The coding region runs from base 208 to 1215 and encodes 335 amino acids. NCBI's taxonomy places the organism in Eukaryota, Metazoa, Arthropoda, Insecta, Lepidoptera, Lycaenidae.